CGCGCGACGUGUUAUGAGUGUGCUUCGCUGCCUCUCCACGCGCCGCCCUCCCCGCCGCCACGGGGAGUGGAAGUGGUUUGAUGGCGGAAACAGCUGGCAGCUCUCUGUCGCCAUAGCAACACAUUUUCCGCCUCGAGCGGAAACCUGGACUCUCUUCUUCCCUUUCUUUUCCUCUGUCCUCAGGCGCUAAAGCGACGUGUCCUGAGAGCGGGAGGUGGCGGCAGUCCAAUAGGAGGGGGCGGUGGGAAGAGGGUGUGGGUUGUUGAGGGGGCACAGGACUCUGUGAGGGGUGAAUGAAUGGGGUGGGAAACGGAGAUUCAAUGAACCGUUGGCUUUGAUGGCUCGGCUGUCUCCAUAGAAACAGGCCUUUGAGACGUGAGUUGGCCGGGCGUUUUUCUUCCAGGAGUGUGCGGCGGCGGUCGCGUUGCUGCAGUUUCUUCUGAGACUGGGUAGCAGCAGGAGUUGUAGCAGACAGACAGACCGACCGCCAUCCUCCACAGCGGGCCGUUAUUAGGUGGAGAUAAAAAUAGUACUGACGGCCCUGCCUGGAAAGAGUAACUUUCCUCUGGAAUCUCGGCCAUAAUGGGAUGCCUUGCUUCCCCUCCACAGAAAAAAGGCUCAAGGUUUCAAAAGCAGUGAUAAGAGAAGGAUAUUUACGUAUCAAACUCUCCAAGUAGAAAAUUAAAUUUAUUGCAAAAAGUAUGGUUCGACUAACAUUGGAGCUAAUUGCGAAAAGCCUUAAUCAGAAGAAUCGCAGGGAUGAAUCUUUGGCUCAGCACCUGAGGAAAACCACUCAUCUCAAGUUGUCUAAUAAAAAUAUAGAUAUAAUUGAUGACCUCUCUCUGUGUAAAAACCUUAAUGUCCUUUAUCUGUAUGAUAAUCAAAUUAGACAAAUACAUAACUUGGACUUUGCUUCAAACCUAAGACACCUGUACCUGCAGAACAAUUGCAUUACACGAAUUGAAAAUCUAACAUCAUUAAUAAAACUUGAAAAACUGUAUCUGGGUGGCAACCACAUCACUGUAGUGGAGGGUUUAGAGACUUUAGAAGAACUGAGAGAAUUGCAUGUUGAAAGCCAGCAGCUUCCCUUAGGAGAAAAACUCUUGUUUGAUCCCAGGAGUCUUCAUUCACUAGCAAAAUCUUUGCUGGUUUUGAAUAUCAGCAAUAACAAUAUUGAUGAACUAAGUGAUUUAGCCAUUCUGGAAAAUGUCCACCAUCUCAUAGCUGUUGACAACCAACUUAACCAUGUAAAGGACUUGGAAUGUGUUCUGAGUGUAUGGACCAAGCUAUGCAAAAUAGAGCUAAAUGGGAAUCCUGUUUGCCACAAACCAAAAUACCGGGACAGGAUUAUAUUACAAUCGAAAACUCUUGAAUCCCUUGAUGGGAAAGAAAUAAAAGAAAUGGAAAGGCAAUUCCUGAUGAAUUGGAAAGCGUCCAGAGAAGCCAGAAAAAAGAACAAGGCAGAAAGCACAAUGAAUGAGAAUUCAUCAUAUUCGCGUUUUGACGAUAAUGACUCAGAACAUCCCCAUUUUCCUAUUUUCUACUACCCUGUGGCCAGAGAAAAACCAAAUUUUGCUCUUGUGUCUGAGGGACACAGAAUUCCUUCCAACAGAGAAUCCCAACCAACAGCCCAAGAAGAAAGUAGAGUUACUGAAAAAAUCAGCCAUUCAGCUGUAAGAAAUUCUCAGCGUGUACAGAAAGAAUUGUUUGAACCUCAUCUCCUUAGGCAAAUGCCUCUAUAAGCAGACGCUGGAAAGACAAUGUCUUGUUGUAGAACUAACAGAACAAGUGGAAUGCAUCAGAGGCAGCUAUGAAGAAAAGCUAAAUCCAGUGAGAAUAGCUCUAUAUUUUUAAAAACAUAGGGCUAUUUUAAAACAUCUUUUCACUGUUAACACAGCAACAUUUCACAAUAUGAAAAUCAAUAUUUUGUAUAAUAGAUGUGAUGUAUCAGUGUAAUUUCUUAAAUAAACAUUUUAAAAUAA
This is a messenger RNA of Hemicordylus capensis (graceful crag lizard), 1982 nucleotides long. It is a transcript of the gene PPP1R42, whose product is annotated as protein phosphatase 1 regulatory subunit 42. The coding region runs from base 702 to 1742 and encodes 346 amino acids. Gene Ontology annotation, molecular function: protein binding. Lineage: Eukaryota; Metazoa; Chordata; Lepidosauria; Squamata; Cordylidae. The record is from RefSeq and is a predicted model, not a curated record. The transcript has 9 exons.